UUAUUUUUUUCUAGUUAAAUGUUUUGAUUUAUCUUUACCUGCAUGCUAGUAGUGCAUGAAACACGUUUGGCUGGACUAUGUUGUAAAGGAAGCUGUGGUCUUCAGUCCUCAACUGCAAAAGUGCACUUCUGAGAUGCUUACCACAAAAUAACAUUAUGAUUGUACAUGCAAAUCGUAUUGUAAAUUAAGAUUUUCCUUGUUAAAUAAAAACUGCAUCAAUAUGAACCUUUUUUCAGCUUAUUAAUAUUAGAGCUGUUACAUAAAACACUAACUCCAAAAUUAAGUCUCAUUCAAGUCCACGGUGAGACCAUUAUUGUGGGAAAAUAACUACAAAAAAGAUGCAUACAUUUUUCAUUGUUUUCAAAUAUAUAAUAUGCAUUUGUUAAGGUUUGUAUAGGGGAAGUUGAGAAUCCCUGGUAAGUGAAAUAGGGAAUUUCUGCAGAAAUUGUCAAGGUAGAAAGCAGCGUUAAUAGGAGUCCCUGGAUUCCUGACGACAAGGACCUUAAAACUAGUACUGAAAUGUGUGUUCUGACCACCAACCCGUUCUCUCCAUUCUCUCUGACUAGUUAGAAAGUGAAGCGUUUGAGUGAAUUGUGACUUACUCCAAACUUAACUCACAAAGGGAUUGUGGUAACGACUGAAAGCUGAUAGAAGUCUGUAUUCAAGCUUUCGAUUUGAUCUUCCUUUGCCUUUAAACUGAAAUAUCUUUGGAGCUUGUUUAUAAAAGCGUUUGAAGUUUUUUUAAUGUAUAUUUUUAGAACUGCGUUAUGCAAAAUAUUCAAGGAAAGUAAAAUUAGGCAGUUUACCAUCCUUUCCCCCGUCCCAGAUAAGUUUCCUCAAAUAAAUAUAGAUUGCUGAAUGUUUUAGUUUAAAACAGUGACGUUAUUUAAGAAGCGAAUUUCAUGGGCAAAGCGAAAAUGUACAUGAACACGCGUCUCCACAGCAUCUCGUGCCGGCUUGGGAGCCUCCAGAACUCCGUGUUUGGUUUAGUAAGGCACCAGAUCCGCGGAAGGAAGGAUACUGACUUGGAGGUAGCUCGGCUUGAAGAAACGAGCCGCACCUCGCACGCAAUGGCGGGGCUCCUGGGACUCGCAGCAGAGAGCGCUUUGAGCGUGAGUUCAGCUGUUUACAGGUCGCACCGCUUUUCCCCGGCUGCCAGAGCCGGGAGGCACGUGGGCAUCUCCGCCUUGAUGCAGAAGGAGCGUGGAGAAGACAGCCCGCAAUCGUCCGACCCUUUGCUCUCGUCUUGCCCAUGAAGGAUUCAUCGUCGAGUGCGGUGCACAUGAGGCUUCUGCAAGGGGAUCCUGGCCCGGCAGAGGAGGAUCGUCGCUCGGUCUGUUGCAUCUGAUGGGUGCCUGAGAUGAGUCAACCCCGUGGGGUCAGCUCCUAGCCCUUUUCGGGAAGCGCCGUGAAGACGAAAGGCAGCUGGAGUUUAACUCGAGAGCAGACACGAAGUCAGCUCAGGAAACCUAGACAGAUCACGCGAGCCAAUAACUAGGAGUGGCUGCAGCGCGGCUGUGCUACAGAAAUCACACGCGAGUCUCCUGUCCAGAAGGCGAGCUCCUGUCGCAGACGGGUUGAUACCGAAAUACGGGCUCGAACGGCCCGCGGACUCUCUUCUCCUGGCUCCCCCUUGGCCCCCUGCCUCUUACGAGCCCGUGCGGGAGGAGGCAGGAGAGCCCUCAGUUCCACGGAGGUGAGAAAACUCGGUUUCGGAGCCUGCCAGGUACCCACGUUAGAAGCCCGGCUGCGAUCGCGACGGGGCAGGGCCGUUUGUUGUGUCUGUCGAGCGCACAAAGCCUAGUGGAUGAACGAGACGCGUUGCGAGGGUUUGGCCAGGGGCGGGAGCUCGGCUUGGUUGCUGCGUCGGGUCGCUUCUCUCCACAGUGCCCGGACGAAGAGCCCGGCGCCCCGGCUGCGGCGAGACUCUCCCCUCGCCGCGGGGAUUUCACAGGCACCUGGCGCUGGUCCGCGAGCAGGAAAAAAAGACCAAAUGGCAAAGCAACCUUCUGAUCUAAAUUCAGAGUGCAACAGAGAAGGUGGACAGUUUCAGUCAACUGAAAGGCCAAGUCAGCCUCAGCAUCUUAGACCUGGGGCCCCUACCUCUAUACAAACACAGUACCAAGGUAAUCAUUCAGGUGAGGGGGACUUCGCCCAGCAGCCCUCAGGGAGCUCUUCGCCCAGCAGCCCUCAGGGACCAUUUGCACCACCCAGUAGCCCCAGUCCAUUUGCUACCAGAUCCCCACUUUUCAUCUUUGUAAGAAGAUCCUCACUGCUGUCUAGAUCCUCCAGUGGGUAUUUCUCUUUCGACACAGACAGGAGUCCUGCGCCUAUGAGUUGCGACAAGUCCACGCAGACUCCAAGUCCCCCUUGUCAAGCCUUUAAUCAUUAUCUAAGUGCAAUGGGUAAGCAAGAUCAUGCUUCCAGGUGGGAGUCUCCCUCAAUACGUGAAGACAUGCAGCCAGAAAUAUGGAUUGCACAGGAACUGCGGCGUAUUGGAGAUGAGUUUAAUGCUUCCUAUUGCCCAAGAAGGGCUGAGAACAGCGGAGACAGGUGCACCAGUACCCAUGGUCCCUAUCGAUUAAGUGAGAGAUGAGACGUUAACUGCUUGGAUUUUUAACUGACUUCCAUGAAUGGGUUUCUUGGAUAAUCCAGCAGUAAACCACCAAAUUGUUUUGCGCCUGUUACGUUAUAUCAUCCGCCUCAUUUGGAGACUGCAGUAAUGGAGACAUACAGAGAGAGACAUUCUGAGAUUGUCCAGUUGUCACCAGAAUCCAGCAAAACCAAGCAGCAGUAGUAUCCUUUCCAUACCUUGUAUAUGCAACUAACAAAUCCUCCUUUUCCUAAAGGACACCAGAUACAUUGGGAGGAGCAGUAGGACUCCGUGUUUGUGAAAAAUAUGCACAUACUGUCUCAUUUUGUCUGCUAUCAGAAGACAGAGGAUUUUUAAAUGGGAAUUCACUGUGAACACGUCAUGAUGGAUUUUGGAAAUGGAUAUAUAAAAGCUUUGUGAAGCAGGACUUUAUGUGAGAGUGGUGUUUACGCUGGUUUUUCUUGAACUUUUAAAAGACUGAUUUGGAAAGAAGAUGAUCUAACAUUAUUGAAUGAUUUUCAUACUCCGUUUUCUGGAAACCUGUAGACUAAUCUCUGAUAUAUUCUGCAAUGGAGUUAACUGAGCCAGCUAACUUGCAGAGCUGCCUUAGUUUGUUAUAACUGUGUACAGAUGUCCCCCCCCCUGCACCUCCCACCCCGCAAGGAGGGGUCAGAUUCAUGCUCUCCCUCCAUUCUUAGCCCCUUUCAUGGAAAAACGGCAAAAUCAUGAAUUGAAGCUGGUUGAAGAAGGGUGGAAGGAUUUGCAUCAGAACUUCAAUUAGCCUGCAAAUCUCUGCAAUCUCCCUAAAUUCAACUGUGUGUGUGUCACACAAACAGCAUACUUCCUGCUGACUGAUUUUAAACUGCAGCUACGUGCAAAUGGUGCACUCCCCCUGAAACUUCCACCUCUUCCACCCUACCAGCAGGAAUCUCAAAGUUGACCUGAAAUUUGCAGCUUAACUGUGAAAGUGUUAUGCUUCAAAAACCAUACCAAGUUGCCUUUCUAAAAGUUUAUAUCUAAUGAGUCUGGAUACAUUUGUGUAUUAUAUAAUAUAGAAUGUUGAAGGUUGGGGAUAAUAGAACAAUAAAAUAUUUGUGGGGUAAAACAGUUCCUGAGACACUGCAAUCUUACCCAAAGUUGGAGGGUUGCAUAACUUUAGAAACUAUUUUAAACUUCACUUAAUAUUUUACUGUGACUGUUGAUAAACCCAAUUGGUAUUGCUGUUUUUUUAAUGUGUUGGAUUUUUGCUAGAGCUGGCUUUGUACUUAAGACCUAUUCUGAGAGAUGCAAGGAACUAACAAAUGUUAACAGUUGAGUUACAUCCAUCUUGAGAGCAAUAGUACAAUAUUUGAAUUGGUUGUGGUGGUUCAAAAAAUCCCACAAGUGAAUGAAUAAAUAUCCAUUGGAAGCAAAAGUUGGGCCAUUUUGAAAGUUCUAGCAAAACUUCCAUAUAAUUUAAAAUAAUAAAAUUAUAAGGGCACUAACUGUAUUCAUAAAUCAGACAUUUUGUGACUUGUUUAAAGAUUAACCAAAAACAGAAUGAAGUUAAAUCAAGAUUCCUAUACAGGAGUGACUCACUAACUCGGUUGUGGGAGGCAUCCAAAGUUUUUAACUUACCUUUUUCUUUAAUUAGAUCUUCCUUCUACAGAACUCCCUUUACCACUUCUUGGGUCACUGAAGUUAUUCCAGAAGGCAUCAUUCUGUGAAACCACAAAUACCAUGGAUUGCAUGACUUCUAAACUUCUGGUAUUUAGAACAUAACAAAGUGAUGCAUUCUGUAACAACUUCAUUGACCCAAGAAGUGCCAAGAGGACUUCACAGAAAGAAAAACUUUAUUUUUAAUUUUUAAGUGUGUAUAUUGAAUGCUGCCCCGAGCCUGUUGCGUGGGCACUGUAACCACAGAUCUAGGUUUAAACUGAAUUUUAAUAUUGGUUUUAUAGUACCUUUACACCAUGGGAAACUGCAUGACAGGUGCUUUGGGGAGCGCACAGUUCCUUCAGAUGGUGCGGUGUAUUAAUGCAGAAUUUACCCCAAUCUGGCUUUAGAAUUGUCUUCAGAAUGUGGCUUCCUUUUGUAUGUGAUGCAGAGAGCUUGCUUGAUUCAGUUUGUUUCUGUUUGCUACAAUCUACUUCAAAAUGCCGUAUUUUAUUUCUGGUUUCACCAGCACCAUAGAAAAAUAUGGUAGCUCUACUUUCAAAACGUUGCAAUAUGUUCAUCAGCAUAUCCUGAGUGCCACUGUAUUUUUUUUUUUUUUAGUUUUGACAAGUAAAUUUGUAUAAUAUGUACUCUAUGCACUGACCACUGGUGCCUCUGGGGCAGGUGGAAGGGCUCCUCUAAACAUGGCUCUGUUCCCCAGUUGCAUUAAUCCACCCCCGUGAGCAGUGAAUCCGGAGGAUAAAAGCACAUGUUGGCUCUGUAGGCUAAACCUUUGUCCUAGGAGUUGGCCUCAAUUAUCAAAGCAGUGGUUUGUUUAUUUGUUUUUUUUAACUUUUUAAGAGAAAUAUUGGUGACUGAAAUUGUAUCUGGAGUUUCAAGCAGAAAUUUAGUGCUGAUGGCAGAUAAUCACUUCCAUAACAGCGUGGCUUUGGCUCAUACCAAAGUACUAGGUGUAAAGGGGAGUGGGGAUUUCAUAAGGUCCUACAUGUAAUGAAUGGAGCGGGUAUAAAUGUAAGUUCAGUAACGAGUUCUCACUGCUACCAGGUGCUAGAAGUGAGAAUAAGAUGGAAGGGGGCUAUGAGACCAUUACUUUUGUUCCAUUCUGAACAUUCCUCACCCAUCAGAGUUACACAGCCAUUAAAUAGAUUAGACAAAAAUCAUCAGAUUUUCCAACACUAGAGGUUGCAGUCCUCUUUUGCACAGAAUUGGACCCUAGCCACUUAUUGGAACGAUGUUAGAGUUGAUCAGGUGCUUUCAGGUAUAAGAGUCUUGAAACCUCCUCAUAAGGCCACAUUGUCCACUAGUUGUCAUGAUGAACAGAGUAGAGCUGGUUCUGAAAUUUGGAAUUAUAUGUACCUUUCUGAACACACCAAAGACAUUUCUGUUUACAAUACCCCCCCCCUGCCCCCACACACACACACUCACACACAUGCUUCUACAAUUGGCGUAUGUGCCCGCACACACACGCUUCUACAAUUGGCGUAUGUGCCCGCACACGCGCGCUUCUACAAGUGGAGCACUUUAUUUCAGUUCUUUUCGAUAGUGCCCUUGGGAGAGUUGGCAUCAGUACUACAUAUUUUCUCCCUCUCCAUCCCACCUCUUACUAAGGGUCUGCUGGCCCAGUGCCUGGAGACUUGGGUGCUUUCUUUGUACAUUUACCUCUAGCAUGGUAGUGCAACAGGUUUGCCACCACGGCUUCAGACUAGCUUACUAUAAGCGUAAUAAAUGAUUUAAAAAACAAUUCUGUGAAUUAUAUGAACAUUAAAGAACAAGAUAUUGGCACCAUGUGACUUGGACUUCUCUGCACUCUUGUUUAUCAAGAAGUUUCCUGCAGAUGUUUUUACAGUAUGUAUUUUAAAAAAAUAACUAAAACUAAUCCCAUAGUUUUUGACAAUUUAAAACUGGUUUUGUGCCUUGGCAACCUCUCUGCCCAGGUUAGAUUUGUUGGUGGUUAUUGAGUUUUUCUUCAAUCUCAACAUGACAUUAAAAACAGUUAAUACUUUUGCUACGUUGUUAGUGGAGGAAUUUCUUAAUUCCAUAUAAUCCAUACUCUACCCUACCAAAACUACUUUAUGAAGAAUUUUCUUUGGUUGUGGAGAAACCAGAUUCAAAUUUUUCUUACCAAACUUGUAUGAUAUGGUAUUAUGCUUUUUCUCCUUCAAUAAUUGUAAAUAUUUGAGUAUUUAUUAGAUUAGGGCAUCAUAUUAUUCUUAUAAUCUGAGCCAAAUGUCUGUGUGCAAUGUUUUGUUUCUUUUCUUACUAUGUCAUGUAAAGUUUUGUACAGCAUAUAAAGUAAAUUACUGUUUUUCUAAGUCUUUUUUAGAAUUGAACUUGGUAAAUACUGUAGAUUCUUUUUUCUGUGUAAUUAAUGCACUCUACUGUUCCAUAAUGCUGUAACUUGUAGAAAUGUUGUAUAUUUAUUUUCUGCUUAUUUAAGUUUCUGUAAAGUUUUUAAUGAAUUUUUACUGGUAUAUAUGGAAUUAGUGAUUGAUCAGUUUAGAGCACUGUCUUCUAAUUCAGUGCAAUCAAUGUUUAGUUACUGAGUAAAAUGUUCAAAAGUGCCUAAGUGACUUAGGCUCCUAAGUCCCAGUUUCAAAAGAGGGUGUGAAGUACCUAAGUCAGAGUGUCACAAAGUCCAGGGGACUUGGGUUUCUGUGUGCCUGAAGUCUUUUGAAAAUUGUAUCCACAAUUUAAACCCCCCAUUUUGGCCACUUUUCUUAACUUUCUGGACUCAAUGAUUCAGCACAGUACAUCAAGGCAGAGAUUUGAAGUAAAAUGGUGCAAAGUAGGCCAAACACCAAAGCCACAUCCAGAAUUUCUGUGUAGUUCAAAGCAUUAAUUUGUUACAAAUAACUUCAUCAGUCUAAGCAAAACAUUAUUAUCCCAAGGGGCCAAGGGCAGUUUAUUCAAACAUAUUAUUAAACUGAAGUGCAGUAGUCUCAGUUAAUCACUUUUUUCAAGACCUAUACAACGUGCCAAUUCCCCACCUUCUCAUUCUCCACUGCCUUCAGAUUUCACCAUGCCUGUGCUCCUACUGAAUCUGGCUGCAUUGCUUCAUCCAGCUGCCAGAAUUAAAAAUUGUGCUGUAGAUUUCAGUUCGAUAACUUGAUCGUGCUUCCUGGUAACUUAAUAACCCUAUUUUGGGAUAUUAAACACCUUAUCCUCAGUUUACAUAGUGCAGGACGUGGCUGUUACCUCGUAAACAAGAAGCCCCUGCAAGUUAUUUAUAGAACUACUUUCUACUUUGAUUUGUAGAGUAAACUUUUGCAUCCUGGUUUCAAGACCACUCAUUACUGUAGUAAAGCUCCUGAUCAGGUACAAACAAACACAGCACUGAUCAUGUACUGAUUAAUCACUAACUUGUUUCAUACGACCCAGCAUAUGUAGCAUUUUUAUUGCAAUUUCCCUGGCUUACUUGUGGUUUGCACUGAUGAAUUUUUGACAGGGUAAUUGCCACUUUACUUGUGCAAUACUGCUGUACAUAGCUACAGAUCUUUUUUUAAGAUGCAAUCUUUUAUGUUCUUAAUGAAUUUUAUAUAAAUAAAACUUCCAUCUAUU
Chelonia mydas (Green sea turtle) is the source of this 7807-nucleotide messenger RNA. It is a transcript of the gene BCL2L11, whose product is annotated as BCL2 like 11. The transcript has 5 exons. Gene Ontology annotation, biological process: meiosis I. NCBI's taxonomy places the organism in Eukaryota, Metazoa, Chordata, Testudines, Cheloniidae. Bases 1808 to 2596 code for a protein of 262 amino acids. The record is from RefSeq and is a predicted model, not a curated record.